AAAAUCAGUAAGUGAUAUGAUGAACAUGAGCUGAAUCUUAAUUAGGAUGAAGCGAUCCUUUGCAUCUUCAUCUUUGUCUCAACAACAACAGGCCAGUGGGUCUAGCAAGUUGCCGAGGAUAGAAGGACAACAAAGGUCUGAUCGAGGAUCCUCAAGCAGUAAACAGAAAGGACCCUUCCCAAGUAGUGGAGAAACAAAACGAGCAGGACCUUACUUACUUGGACCUAGAUUGCAAGCAUCACCUGUCAAGAGUAUUGUGCAAUGUUUGGCGAGAAAAGAAAACACUGAUGAUUUUUAUACAUUAAAAAUGCUUACCCUUGAGUACCCCAAUAAGGAGAGCCAGGAUGACAGACAGGGGAAGAUGUUGUUACACACUGAGUAUUCCUUGCUUUCACUACUGCGGCAUCAGGACGGGGUGGUCCAUCACCACGGACUCUUCAAGGAUGAAGCCUGGGAGGAGAGGGAGGUUCUGGACUCAUCUGGACGUAUUCAGUAUACAGGACAAAGGAAACAGCGACUCUGUUUGGUCCUAGACUGUCUCAUCCCUCAUGACUUUAGCAAUAAAAAUGCAGAUCUUAUCAAUCUCCAACAUUAUGUGAUUAAAGAGAAGAAAUUGACAGAGAAAGAAGCUAUCGUUAUCUUCUAUGAUAUUGUCAGAGUUGUGGAAAGUCUACACAAGAAAAAUAUUGUGCAUCGUGACUUGAAACUUGGAAAUAUGGUUCUUAACAAAAGAACACGACGAAUCAUAAUUACAAAUUUCUGUCUAGGGAAACACCUGGUGUCCGAAAACGAUUUGCUGAAAGAUCAGCGUGGCAGUCCAGCAUAUAUAAGUCCAGACGUCCUCAGUGGCAAGCCUUACCUAGGGAAACCCAGUGAUAUGUGGGCCCUAGGAGUUGUCCUCUUUACUAUGCUGUAUGGUCAGUUUCCAUUCUACGACAGUGUUCCCAAUGAGUUGUUCAGGAAAAUUAAAUCAGCAGAGUACACCAUACCCGAUGAUGGGCGGGUGUCUCAGGAUACAAUAAUAGUUAUCCGAAACCUGAUGGUGCUUACCCCAGAAACUAGAAUGACAGCUACACAAGUGAUGUCAGCCCUGCAAUCUGUCAUAUCAAAAUGGCGUGCCAUGUCCAGUAUGUCAGGGCAGAUACAGGUAGUUCCUGAUAUUGACACCUGUCAAGCAGUGGAAGAAGAUAAUGGUUCAUCCAGUGCAGGACCCUCCUCAGCUACAUCACAGGCCAGCGAACUGGAGCAAAGACUGAAUCACAUACACUCAGCUCACCAAGAAUCCUCAAAACCCCCUCCUAAGACUCAUCUCAGUCGACGUCGCACACCAAACACACAUCCCCCUGUACGGCGGCUUAACACGGACGCCCAGCCUCUCACUCACACUGAGGCCAUGUCUCAUCACCAGCUCCUGUCACAACAUACAACCUGACCCACUACACACCGACAGACAAUAGCACACAACCUGACUCCACUACACACAUACUACAACACAUAACCUGACCCAAUACAAGGGGAAGUAAUAGGUCAGUCUGUUAGGGUGUUAAC
Molecule: messenger RNA, 1548 nt
Organism: Ylistrum balloti
Lineage: Eukaryota; Metazoa; Mollusca; Bivalvia; Pectinida; Pectinidae
Product: serine/threonine-protein kinase 40-like
Exons: 8
Coding region: 47-1432 (461 amino acids)
Biological process (GO): protein phosphorylation
Molecular function (GO): ATP binding; protein kinase activity
Source: RefSeq, a predicted model, not a curated record